AUGUUGACUCUACUUACAGGCUCGUACUGCGACGUUUGCGCAGAGGAAUUUGGCUCUCAACUUCCUCCUCACUGUAUUCCGUGCGGCCACGUUUUAUGUGCAAACUGUUGUAAUGCCAUAGUCGAAAAGACUUCAGAACGACAACAACCCGCCUGUCCUUUUUGUCGAGAGCAUUUUUCUACCGAUGAUGUUCGUUUGAUCCGUACAGACUUCUCAUCUAGUGCAUGGAGCACCUCUCGUCGUCUUCCUGCACCUCUGGAGACGUCCAACUAUAACAAAAACCACAAAAAUUUUAAUGAUGCCGCAGCUGCACACUGGGCAAAGCGGGAAGAGAGACUUCCCCUCCCGGAAGGUGGAUGCUCGCGCGUUCGUGAGGAAGCAAGGCGUCUCGAAGACAAGGUGGCCAAGGUCGCCGCAAAAAAAUGUUCGGUGGAAGAGGUCAGCACUCUCCACCGAGAACUGGAGGAUUGGCUAAAUUCGGCUGUUAAGGAUCCUGAUCAGACACCCUCGCUCUCACUUAGUGCUGCUCUGUUACGUGCCAUUCUGAUGAACCAUGUGGUACAUUCAGAAGCUACCAAGCACGCUAAAACGUUGGAGGCCACUCUCAGAGGUCGAAUCGACGACAUGGAGAUAUCCAACAGCAAGCUCGAGGCCGAACUUCGUCGACAACGCUCACAAUUCAGUCAAAAAGUUCAAGAGUGUCAGACUCUUCGGACAGAGCUGAACCGGCUUAAGCUGCUGGCUACAACCGUUGGUCCAUCUACUCCUCCCAAUGACCAGAGGUCCAUGUCACCACCCCCGACAACCUCAGCCACUCCUUCCCCACCCUCACCUUUUAACAGUGCUUCUUCUACGACUUCUGCCACGUCUUCACCGUCACGAUAUCACACGAGAACAACGUCUUUACAUGUCUCUUCACGACCCUCUACGCCUUCCUCCCACGCCCACCCUGUACGAUCUCACACACCAUCGUUACGAUCCCAUACACCUGCGCCCAUGCGGGUGUCUACGCCCGCUCCACCCCUUCCACUAAGGUCACAUACACCAGCGCCACCUCCUGACAUCCCGCCAAAGCCUCGUAGGCUUUCGCAACCCCCACUUCCCACACCACCACCCCCAAAAGUCGUCCGAUCCCUGUCUGAUGAGAAGGCAUCGAUCCAUCAUGAACGAUGGAUCCCUCCCCGUUCGCCAUCCUACACAACGUCUUCACCAGCAGAAUACGGACGACCCCCGAGCAGAUUGUCGAAAUUAAUUCCGACGCGUUCGGCCUCAGUUGUAUCGAGGAUAAGACCCAGUGUACGUUCCCCGUCCCCCAACUGA
Messenger RNA from Marasmius oreades (fairy-ring Marasmius), 1320 nucleotides. RefSeq lists its product as uncharacterized. Bases 1 to 1320 code for a protein of 439 amino acids. NCBI's taxonomy places the organism in Eukaryota, Fungi, Basidiomycota, Agaricomycetes, Agaricales, Marasmiaceae. The transcript is spliced from 5 exons. The record is from RefSeq and is a predicted model, not a curated record.